This is a messenger RNA of Monomorium pharaonis (pharaoh ant), 1953 nucleotides long. RefSeq lists its product as uncharacterized. The transcript is spliced from 4 exons. Lineage: Eukaryota; Metazoa; Arthropoda; Insecta; Hymenoptera; Formicidae. The record is from RefSeq and is a predicted model, not a curated record. Bases 1336 to 1953 code for a protein of 205 amino acids.
UGUAUAUAUUAUAAUAUAUUUUUAAGAAAGAUUCAAAAGGAAUAAAAAUCUGAAUUUUUAAAUAAUUUUAAAAACAUGAUGUCUGAAGAACAUAUUAAUGAAUUUAAUAAUUUAAAUCCCAUCGAAAUGUUCACAAAAACAGAGGAAAUUGAUGCUAUCAAAAUAUAUGAUUCUACAAUGUAAGUAAUUAUAUACCAAAUAUACAAAAAAAAUAUGAAUAUAUAUGUAUAAAUACAUUGUAUUUUAAAAUCUAUAAAACUACAAAGUAGAAUAUUUAAAAAUAUAAAGAUAUUGUUUUUUUUCAUCAUAUUAUAUUUUUAUCCGAUAUUUCUCUCUAGGAAGCCUAAUAUUAGGCUUAUUAGAUUUAUUGAAAACACUAUUCAGUUAGCUAAAAUUAAUUCUUUCAUUAUAAUGUGUGUAUUUAUUUCGAUGUUAUAAAUUGAUGUUACUUUAUAUAAUAACCUUUUAUUGUCUCAUACCUCACAAAAUGUGACAUAAUUAUGUUUUUAUACAUAUUUUUUAAAACAUUUUUAUUGCAAAUGACGUCAAACAAUUAUUUUAAUAAUAAAUAUUAAUAUAAAGUUUAAAUACAACAAAAAAUAAUCACUUAUUUUUUCCGGACCGGAAGCCUAAUAUUAGCCACCGAAGCGAUAUCUUUUUCGUAGUACAACUCAUUAACAAAGACAAAGAUAUUCUAAUAUUAAAACUAAAUAAGUCGUCCAAAAAAUGUCGAUCCUCUAAAAGUUAAUAAACGAUAUUAAUAUUUGAACAUCUUUACAGAGAAAUAAUUGGAUACGUAGAUGGCAUUGAAGCACCAAGAUUUGUUGGUAGUAACAAACAAUAUAAAUUUUUUAAAUUUUAUUUGAAUAAUAAUGAUGGAAGACGCAUACAGGUGGUGGCAUGGAACGAGUUUAUUAAUAAAGUUGAAUGCCACAUACAAUCAAAUAAUGUAAAUUAAUUUACUUUUUAUUAAUAUGUUAUUUACUUAAAGAUUAAAUUAUUAAAAUUUUGUUUGUCAUAUAAUAGGCAUUUCUCAGACAGAGUAAUUGUCGUGUAGUUUAUUUCGUUAAAUAAAAAUUAUUCACAUCAAGAUUAUUUAACAAAAAAAUCUAGCAUAAUCCAAUAUCAACGUUUCACUUAUUUAUCAAUAAUUUAAUUUAUUCUAUUUUCUUAACAGUUAAUUUAUUUAGUUUAAUUGUAAAUUUAUUUUUAUUAUGUCUCUUAAUUUUAAUUAUAAGAACUAUACUUGUUUUACAUAUUUAUAACAUUUUAAUUUUAAAUUGUAUAUUUGGAUAGAUUAUUUAUUUAGAUGGGGUACAAGCCAGAGUGCCCAAAAUGUCACAGUUUAAUAAUGGAAACGUUUCAUUCGAACUACAAAUUCAAAAUAACACCCUGGUUUCCAAUUUAGGAAAAUUUCAAAUAAUGUCUUCUAAUAACACUAAACCAAAUCGAGUUCAAUUAAGUGAUGUAUUAAAUACAACUAAACUUGUCAAACUGGAAGGUUAUGUAAAAUCAAAUUUUGCAAGUAUACAUAAUAGUAAAUUAAAUAAGACGAUUGGCUGUGGAUCUAUCACAGAUGGUGUAUAUAAACUUGAAGUACACAUUAUUGAUUUUAAUGAGGAUAAUUAUCACAAAGAACUCAUACAAAAAGGGAAUAAAAUAGAAUUGACUGGAAUAAUACAGAACACAGAUCUUCCAUAUUUAAUGGUUAACACUACAAAUGACAUUAAAAAAAUAGAGGGAUUCAUGUCAAUAUCAUCCCUUUUAAAAGGAACAAAAAGUUUAAAAAAAAGAAUGAUUGAAAAUAACGAAGAACCACAAAUAACUGUCCAAAUUCCUACGACGACGUCCAGUGGAAGUCCAGUGGACGUACGUAAUGUGGAACUAUGGAUUUUCAAUGGCUCUGUUUUGGAUGUCCAAUGGACGUCCACUGGAAGUUUCAAACUUCCAUGA